UGUGCAAUUUUAAUGCGGGUGAUACAUUGAAAUUCAUUAUACAUAUUUAUCUUCAUGUGACAAACUCUUGUCAUGAUAACACUUGACAAACAAAGUCAUUUAUAAUAAAUUCAUAGAAUAUGUCAAGGCUCCAAGAAAUAAAAAAAUAUACACGUCUGUCACAUUUAUUUAUUUUUAAAUAUUGAUGAUGAUUAUUAGAACGGUUUGUAAAUUAGAUAAAGAUAAAAAAAUUAUAAAUUCAUAUACCUCGUCUUUUUUUUUUCGAGUUUCAUCAUUAAGUGAAUAUAAUAUUUACGAAAUAAAACGUUAAAUGUAAAUUUAUCAAAAUAAAGUAUACCGUAAAGACUAAUCUUGACGAAAAAAAAAAAAAAAAUUUAAAUUAAAUAAAUAAGGUGAAUGUAUAUACACCUCAUGAAUAUCACGAGCCUUUUUUUAAAAAAUCAGUCAGUUAAUAUUUCGAUUGUGAACAAGACAGUUGUGCGUAUUUAAACAUUAAUUAUUUUCGAAUAAAAAAUAUUUAUUCUUUAAAUAAUUUUAAAAAUUGUGUCAGUUGAAUUUAUCAUUAUUUUUUAAUACAAAAAAACAAAAUGAUUUAUCAAUAGUUUGGUGAUUAACAAACGCGUUAGUUUAUCAAUUUUUAUUUUCCUCGAAACAGUGUUUCUUUUUGUAGUAAAACAUAUUAUAUUAAUUUAUUCAGUUGAAUUUUUUGAACUGAAAAUCAAAGACAAUCAUCAUGACAAUUAAUUUGCAUAAAUUUUUAUUUAUUUUAAUUAUUUUUUUGAUGAAUAAUCAUGUGAAGGUGGAUUGUUUUGCCAAGGCAAAAACACCGCCGAAUAUUAUUGUCAUGAUGGCUGAUGAUUUGGGCUGGAAUGACGUUAGUUUUCAUGGAUCUAAUCAAAUUCCUACACCAAAUAUUGAUGCGCUUGCUUAUAAUGGUGUUAUUUUAAAAAAUCAUUAUGUAUUGCCAAUUUGUACACCAUCAAGAUCAGCAUUUUUUACUGGUCGUUAUCCAAUUAGAGAUGGUAUGCAAGGUUACCCAUUGAAAGCAGGUGAACCACGUGGAAUUCCAUUGUCUACAAAAUUACUUCCACAACAUUUAAAAAGUCUCGGUUACUCGACAAAUUUAGUUGGUAAAUGGCAUCUUGGUUAUUACAAGGAUAACUUUACUCCAGCUCGACGAGGAUUUGAUACUUUUUACGGUUAUUACAAUGGAUAUAUAACAUAUUUUAAUCAUACAAUAACCGAAUCAAACAGAACAGGCUAUGAUUUCCGUCGUGAUACUCCAAGAAAAUUAGAGCCAUUAAAAAAAAGUGAUCCACUUAAAUAUGCAACUGAUGUUUUUACUGAUGAAGCUGUUGAAAUUAUUACCAAACACAAUAAAAGUCAACCAUUGUAUUUACAAAUUUCACAUCUUGCACCACAUGCAAGUGAUGCUGUUGAAACAUUAGAAACUCGAGAUAUCAAUAGUGUCAAUAAAGAAUUUGGCUAUAUUCGUGAUAGCAAACGUCGUAAAUUUGCAGGAAUGAUGAAGGCCCUUGAUGAAUCAGUGGGAAGUGUAACAGAAGCAUUGAGUAAAAAUGGACUAAUGAAAAAUUCGAUAAUAAUAUUCAUGGCUGAUAAUGGUGCCCAAACAAUUGGUUUUCUUGAAAAUCAUGGUUCAAAUUAUCCAUUCAGAGGUUUAAAAUUCACACUUUUUGAGGGAGGUGUUCAUGGUGUUGCUUGUGUUUAUUCUCCAUUGAUAAAUAAAACAGGAAGAGUUAUCAAUGACAUGAUGCAUAUAACAGACUGGCUACCAACACUUUACAAACAAGCUGGCGGUGUAAUUAAAAAUUUAGGAACAAUCGAUGGUAUUAAUCAAUGGUCAAUUAUUAAAAAUGGUAAACGAAAUGAUAUUACUAGACAAGGACGUAAAUCAGUUCUCAUUAAUAUUGAUGAAAAACAACAGCAGGUUGGAGCUAUCAGAGGAAAAUGGAAGUUGAUAAAAGGAGAAAAAAAUGCGCUUGAUGGUUAUUAUCGAGAAAAUAUUAGUGAUGUUGGUUUUAAUGAUUCCGAGUAUGUUGCCAAAGUCUUGAAUUCCACUGUCAAUUUGGUCAUCAAAAAAAUUGCAAAAAGCUCGAUAAAUGAAAAACAAAUACUAAAUCUCCGACAAGAGAGUCAAAUAACUUGUAAACCUUUGGAUAAAGUUAGUUCAAAUUGUUCUAAUUUGUGUCUGUUUAAUAUUGUAAAUGAUCCUUGUGAAACAACUGAUGUCUCUGCUGAAUAUCCAGGGGUUAUUAGUAAUAUUGAAAAUUACAUUAGUUAUUAUCAAAGUGUUUUGAUGAAUCAAACAAAUGCACCUGUUCAACCAGAAUCUUUUCCUGAACAUUUUCAUGGUGUAUGGAUGCCUUGGCUUGAUAAUAACGUUUGGAAAUAAAUUUAUGAAAUUAAAUAAUUAUUUAGAAGGCAGUAAGGUGUUGAGAAAAAAAUACAAGGCAAGAUAAUAUAUAAUUAUAAUAUUUAAAUAAAUAUCAGCAGUAUACAUUAAUAAUAGAAAUUUGCGUCGAAAAAAAAAUAACAAUUUUUAGAAUUGUUUGUGUGUUUUGUAAUUAAAUUUAUCAUCAUCAUCAGUAGUAGGAUCAUUACGUGGCUUGAGGCCUUCAAGCUUGACAAAAUUGUUGUUUUUUUUUUUUGUUCAAAUUAUCUCGUCAUCGUUGUUUGUGGUAAAUUUUUAAUGAGCUGUAGAAAAACCAGCAUGAAAAUAUUUCGAAAAAACUGAAAGAUUAUUUCGAUUAUAACCGUGAGUGUUAUUAUAAUUAAUUUUUUAACUUUAAAUAAUAUUAGUUGGUUUUUUUUUGAAAAGAAUAAAUCUUUCAUUUAAAAAGAAUAAAUUUCUUGAUAAUUUAAAAUUAAACAAUGAUGCUUGGAUUCUGUAAAAUAGGUCAAUGACAAACAUUUCAAUUUAAGAAUUUGAAAAUACAACAAGUAAAAAUAAACAAAAAAAUAUACUUGGUAACAGUGGAGCUGGUAAAACAACCUUGGUAUCAAUACUGUCAGAAUUUAUUGAUCCAAAAAAAAAAAAUUUAUAUCAACCUAGAAAGCUGCACU
Molecule: messenger RNA, 3084 nt
Organism: Aphidius gifuensis
Lineage: Eukaryota; Metazoa; Arthropoda; Insecta; Hymenoptera; Braconidae
Product: arylsulfatase B-like
Exons: 8
Coding region: 734-2413 (559 amino acids)
Source: RefSeq, a predicted model, not a curated record